Molecule: messenger RNA, 2544 nt
Organism: Pieris macdunnoughi
Lineage: Eukaryota; Metazoa; Arthropoda; Insecta; Lepidoptera; Pieridae
Source: the annotation of a GenBank genome assembly
AUGGAAUCAAUGGAAUAUGAGCUCGCUAGAAACCUCACUCUAUUAUUCUUCGUGGAGCGCCUGCUCGAUAAAGGCGAGCCGAGAACGUUGCACGAUCUUUCCUGUCAGUUUGGUGCCAAGGGAUUUACUAAAGAGAUGCGCCAGAUCGCUGGUGGGUCACAGUCGGGAUUAAAGAAAUUCCUCACGCAAUACCCAGCGUUGUUCAGCAUAGACGGGGACUAUGUUGAUAUCAACACAUUUCAGAGGUGCCCCGCCGGUGCUGGUGCCUCCUCUAACAACGACUACAUCGAGGAAGCUAAAGAAUACUUCGCUGGCAAAAUGGUGCAGUAUGGCGAAGGAACCGAGGUGCCAAUUAAAAGUCUUUUGGGACACAGGAGCCAGGCCUCACCACAGGUACGACACAUCUCCGGCCAACGCAUUAAAGAGUUCAAAGAAUUCCUUAUGAAGCACCCCGACAUAUUUCAAAUAAUUGAUGAUAAUGUUGUUCUAGUCAGUGAUAAUCAUAGGAGAGAAAAUGCACAUAGUAACAAUGAACAGUUUCACAAUUUACCCGUUGCUAACAUAAACACAGAUACAGCACAACAAUUGUUAGACUAUGUAGCUCAAUGUAUUGAAGCUAAGGGGCCUGUUAUGGUGGAUCAGCUAUUUCAUUUGAUUGUGUCAAGAUUCCCUCAAGAGUACUGGUAUCAAAUGUUUAAAACUCCAGCAGAUUUGACUGCUUUCUUAAAAUUAUUCUCUGAUAGUUUCCAUGUACAAUCAAAUCUUGUCACAUUGAUAAGCAAACCAAAAAUACCUGUUAUGUAUCUCAAUGCAAAACCUAAAGUUAAGACUGAAACACCAAAGCCUGUUGAGGAAAAAGAACUACCACCCUCCCCACUUCCUCCAAUUGUACCUAGCCCUACUCCGUCAGAUGGUAAAAGAAGUCCUGCUAAUAGAAUACUCAGUCCUGUAGAAUCUCCCCGAGCUACCCAAGCAAAUAUUGCUAAUCAAACACUAAAGCAAAGGAUAAAUUCAAUUGUUAUUAAAAAUCUGGCUGAGAAUAUGGUCAGAGACAGGGUGAAUAAUCAUUUAAAUGCUCGGUGCUCAGAAGAAUUAAAUGGGGUUAAUGUGCGGAACAAUUUAGUGGGAGAAGCAUGGAGACAAAAGGUGCUACAAAGUACAACUGUAAUAGCAAGUGCUCGAGAAAGUGCUACAUUAAUAGAUAGUAUAAUGAAUGCAAAACGUACUGGAAAAAGUAUAGUUUCAUUUGAUUGUGAAGGAAUAAAUUUGGGUCUUAAAGGUGUUUUGACAUUAUGUCAAAUUGCUACUAUGAAUGGAGAAGUAUACAUUUUAGAUAUUUUGGCUUGUCCGAAUAUGGUAAUUGAAGGUAAAAUAAAGGACUUGUUAGAAAGUGAAAAUGUCAUUAAAAUUAUACAUGAUUGUAGGAAUGACUCAGUUAAUUUGCACAAUCAGUUUGAAAUUACUUUGAAGAAUGUAUUUGAUACACAAGCAGGUCAUGCAGUACUUCAGUUACAGCAUCAAAAUGUACCCGUUUACAAAGUAAAAAAUUUGAGUCUCAAUGCUCUUUGUGAGCUAUAUAACGCACCAAUGAAUCCAAUGAAGGAGCAAUUAAAAAAUGUUUACAGAAGAGACCAAAGAUAUUGGGCAAGGAGACCAUUAACGAAAGACAUGAUUAUCUAUGCCGCCUCUGAUGUUUUGUCUUUAGUAAAUCCUGCUAUUUACACCUUUAUGUCAAGCAAUAUUAAAUCUGAAAAUCAACAGUUAUUUGAGGAGUUAAGCAAUGAGCAAGUAUUUAUGCACAUUCAGCCAACAGAGGUAAAAUUACGCAAGAGACAAAGAAAAAUUAACACAGAAGUUGAAGAAUUAAAACAAAAGUUAGCUGAGACUACAAAAAAUAUUGUACUCAGCAACAGGGAAAUCCGAUUAUUAAGAUAUUUAGAGUUAACAGAAGAGGAGAAAGAAAAGCUUAAGGGUUGUCAUAAGAUAUCAAAAAAGCUGGAGAAACUAGAGGCUAUUGGGCAAGAUAAGGACAGUGAUUCUGAUGAUGAUGAUAAAGAAAAUGAAAUGCAGAGCUUAGAAUCAAACCCUUCUGACUCAAUGUCAUCUCCACACUCACAGCCUCCUAGCCUCACAGAAUCUAUGCAAUUGAUGGAUGAAAUAUUGUCAGAUGUAAAUAUGGACAGAGUAGAAAAAAUUAACCGUUUAGAGGCAAUUUUAUCAGCAGUCGCUCCCUUAAGCGGUGAGUUGGAAGAUAAAUUUUCUCAAACAAUGGAACAGACACUGCCACUGCUCAAGAAUAAAGAUUGGUCAAAUCUGAGCCAAAUUUUGAACUUAGGAGACGAAGGAAAGAAUUGUUGCUGCAAGUGUCAUAACUCUACUGACAAUAAAGUUGAGGAGAUCAAGAAGGCAGAAGUCGGAUCCCAGACCCUAAGCACAGGUGAUAUUGUGAUCACCAGAAUUCAUUUUAGAGAAGAGGACAAAUUGAACGAAAGGACAAUAGACGCCACGCCCUUCAGUAAGAGAGUAGGUAUCAACAUGUCUUGA